This is a messenger RNA of Rhinichthys klamathensis goyatoka, 984 nucleotides long. It is a transcript of the gene znf385c, whose product is annotated as zinc finger protein 385C. The transcript is spliced from 5 exons. The coding region runs from base 36 to 836 and encodes 266 amino acids. NCBI's taxonomy places the organism in Eukaryota, Metazoa, Chordata, Actinopteri, Cypriniformes, Leuciscidae. Gene Ontology annotation, cellular component: nucleus. The record is from RefSeq and is a predicted model, not a curated record. Gene Ontology annotation, molecular function: nucleic acid binding; zinc ion binding.
CUCGGGAACACCGGGGAGCGAGAAGUACGGUACUAAUGUUGGGCUCGGAGGACCACGGAGAGACUCGCAAACGCAACGGUACGGGAAUGAAGCGUCCAUUUAGUCCUGUUGAAGACGGAUCGAAUAGACUGACUGGGCAUGAGGGUGUAUCCUCUGAUGGGAUGGAGUUUACCAGACAGGACGCCCCACCUAUAAACCCUCGUUCGAAGCGGGAACGCAAACACAGGUCGUACACACUCUGUGAAGUGUGCAACAUUCAGCUGAACUCCGCAGCACAAGCACAGAUACACUACAAUGGCAAAACACACCAGAAAAGACUCAAACACAUAAACAACAGCAACACAGGUACGACUGCUCAGGGGAGCCCCCUGCUGGCCUCAUUACAGAUGCAGGGUCGCCCGCUACAGACCCCUCUGGACCUGAAACACUUCCUGCCCUUCCGGCUCAGUGGCUCCUCUCCCCUCAGCCUGUUCCCCAACUUCAACACCAUGGACCCAGUGCAGAAGGCCGUGAUAAACCAUACGUUUGGUGUUCCUCAGGCUCUGAAGAAAAAACAGGUCAUCUCAUGCAAUAUCUGCCACCUGCGCUUCAACUCCACGAAUCAGGCUGAGGCUCAUUAUAAAGGCCAUAAACAUGCUCGUAAGCUGAAGGCAUUAGAGGCUCAGAAGAACAAACAGCAGAGACGACAACUCGACAAUGCGCAUCACAACCGAGACAGAGACAGAGAGAAAGAGAGAGAGAGGGACAGGGAGAGAGACGGCAACAGAGUAAAAAUGAGCGCUCCGGAUCCACUUCCUGCUCUGCUGGAUGACACCGCCGUGGAGGGAAGUAAGUGAACUCACUGACAAUUAGCUAUUUGAGUGGGCAUUUUCAUUACUGCAUAAAAACGUGCCCUGAUGCUUUAAUAAAAUACAGCCUUUAACUUCUGUGAUUAGAUAUCUUUCAGAGUGUGUAGAGAAUCAGAGAAUAUUGGGCUUAAAAUAU